This is a messenger RNA of Nestor notabilis (Kea), 732 nucleotides long. RefSeq names its product glutaredoxin, cysteine rich 2 (gene GRXCR2). The coding region runs from base 1 to 732 and encodes 243 amino acids. Gene Ontology annotation, cellular component: stereocilium shaft; stereocilium base; microvillus. The record is from RefSeq and is a predicted model, not a curated record. Gene Ontology annotation, biological process: sensory perception of sound. The transcript has 3 exons. NCBI's taxonomy places the organism in Eukaryota, Metazoa, Chordata, Aves, Psittaciformes, Psittacidae.
AUGGAAGAGCCCCAGAAGAAGCUCAGUCAGAGGCACGAGGGGAGGCCCCGCAAAGUGCGCUUCAAAAUCUCGUCUGCCUACAGCGGCCGAGUGCUGAAACAGGUCUUUGAGGACGGGCAGGAGCUGGAGCUCCCGGCCAAAGAGCACUCCCGGCGCGUUGUCCGCCACUGCUUUGAGCCGGGGGAGCGCUGGGCCGGGGAGCUGCCCGAGGGCAGGCGGUACCCGCCCGCCAAGCUGAGUGCCCAGCGGAUCAGCAUAUUCAAAGAGGGGCAGACACUGGGCCUGGGCAGCACCUCGCCUCUGCUCGACUGCCAGCCCGGAGACAGCCGCUGCAAGGCUUCCCCAGUUCUAGACUUUGGCAAGAUCAUCAUCUACACAAACAAUCUGAAAAUCAUCCGUGCACCGAUGGACCAGAAAGAGCUCAUGAGAAGAAUCGUCCAGACUGAGGGAAUAAAUGACUGGGCCUUCAUAUAUCGGGAAAAGAAAGAAAGAUUUGGCAGUGGACAUAGAAAAGAUGUGGAAAAAAAGGUUGCCUGCAACCAGCACAUGCAGGAAGGAGAUGCUGAACAUGGUUGCUCCCAGUGUAAAGGGUCAGGCUCUGCCCCUUGCUCGCUGUGCCAUGGAAGCAAGUUUUCAAUGCUGGCAAACAGGUUCAGAGAGUCCUACCGGGCCCUGCGCUGCCCGGCUUGCAACGAAAGCGGUCUGCAGCCGUGCCAGAUCUGUGCUGCCUGA